This is a messenger RNA of Siniperca chuatsi (mandarin fish), 7374 nucleotides long. It is a transcript of the gene arhgap4b, whose product is annotated as Rho GTPase activating protein 4b. The record is from RefSeq and is a predicted model, not a curated record. Gene Ontology annotation, molecular function: protein binding. Gene Ontology annotation, biological process: signal transduction; negative regulation of cell migration. The transcript has 24 exons. Lineage: Eukaryota; Metazoa; Chordata; Actinopteri; Centrarchiformes; Sinipercidae. Bases 1920 to 4742 code for a protein of 940 amino acids. Gene Ontology annotation, cellular component: cytoplasm.
CAUGUUAUGAAGAUGACAUUUUAAUGAUUUUAUCGGGAAUUUUGACACAUAUCAUCAUCUUGCAAGCUAGUGACAGUGCAUACAAAAUAACAGACAAUAAAGGCAACACAUGACAACAAACAGAAACAUAUAGGAUGUCACACAGUGCUGUGCUACCUUAUAUGGUAAUGUAUAAGCACCCUUUGGUAUUCUAUAACUGCCAGGGUCAGUGGAAAAAUACCCUCUUUUCAAUCAGAUAGAAUUCUUUGCCUGUCUUUGUGCUGCUCACACUUUGUUGGUUUAAUUUAUGAAGUUAUUGCGUGGCGGUGCUGGUGCAAUCCAAGGAUUAAUAACAUACUAUAUAGCCUACAGGCGAAGAUUUGAUUGUGUUUAAGUGUAUCUUCGGUGCGCAUAGUUUCUGCACUAUAUGUUAGUAAUCUCAUUCCCAGACAAUAAUACUGGCAGUAAGUAAGAGGAGAGACAUGAUGCUGCCUAAUGUUCAUGAUACAUACUGUAAGUGUACUAUGUGAAUCUAUCCACUGCUUUCUUUGCAGGUGAAUCAACCUGACAUGUUGGAUGUACUAUAUGUAUUACUGUAUAGUGCAGAAAUACAACAUCUUUGAUUCAUUAAUCAUGCAGCAGGUUUACUACACUGCAUUCAGUGUGAUAAAUCAACCUCAAUGUUGGAUAAAUCGGACACAGAAUGUACAUAAAAGAUGGAGUGAAGGGAUAAAGGAUGAAACACUCAUUCACUCAUCUUUUAUCCAGCUUUAUAAUACAAUAGAUUUAUUGUAGACUCAUUGCAUUUUUACAACGCAAGCUACAUCCAUCAUAAGUGCAUACAAAUUGCAAGUAUAAUUAAUUUGUGAAGGAGUGAGUUAAGUCUGUUGUCGUAUGUGUCUCUCAGAGUGUGUUUUUCUCAGCUGUCAAGAGGAAAAAUGCACCACAUCCGGCGCAACAGACCGGAAGCAUAGGAGACGGGUAGUACGAAAUGUCUGUGGAUGUGUUUGUGCAAGUCUGUGGGUGUUUUUGUGUGUGUGCAGGACAUGCCUUCUUGAAGCAUAGAUGUGUGUGUAUGCGUGGAAACAGUUGCAUCUUGCACGAGAGUGUGUGAAGAGAGGAUACUGUCAUGUGAUGGUGAUGGGAUGUAAGGGCGCUUAAUACAAGGUCAUCAGAAAAACAUUUAGAGAAAAGGAUGAAGCGAAGUAGGGAGGGCAAUGCAGGCGAGGGAUGGAUGGGUGGGGGGGGAUGCAGAGGGAGAAACACGGUAUAUUCAUAGCAGCAGCGGUAUUUAUAGCCAACUGGAGAGGAGAGAGCGUGGGGCGUGGCUUGGGUUGUGGCUUUCACACUGCUUCACAAGGCAGGGAGGGAAUGUGAAGAGAGAGGCAGCUCUGGCGCAAGAGUGAGAGAAAUAGAGAGAGAGAGAGGGGAGGCUAUUUGCCAUAUUUGGCAGGAGAGGGAAGAAAGAAAGGAGGGAGGGGGCGAGAGCUGUUUUUGAGUGUGCAGUGUGUGCCUCAGAAAUGAGAGAGAGGGAGAGAGAGAGGAAGGAGGGUACUGAGCUGCAAGAAAUCUGUCAGAUUCAGACACACUGCUCUAUGUGUGUGUGAUAGAGAGAACGAGGGAUGAGAAGAGAGGAGAGCUGAAGAACAGAUGGCAAGAGACGGACCACAAAGUCAGGUCAGUUCACUUAUGGAUCAGCAUUCAUAUCAGAAGCCCAGGGGAUGAACACAUCGACCAGACUGACAUCCCCGCUGAGUACAGACGAUCAACACUGAUGCAGAUGCACUGCAGGCAGUGAUCAGCAAGGCCAAGGGGUGAAAGGUCACAGACUACAGGCACUGAGGUUGAAAGGUUUCAGAAAGGAAGACUGUGAGGCUACAAGAGGAAUCAGGGUUCAGGAGGGAAGGCCUCAGUGGCAGACAAGAGUCAGGGGGUCAAAGAUGAUGACAUCACAUGGCAAGCUGAGGAGGGAGAAGGGGAGUCUGGCCGAGUACGAAUUGCAGAUGAAAGACCUGCGGGCCCAGUUGACAGACCAGAUAAAGAUUUUAGACUCUCAGGUGGAAGUGAAACAGCAGCAGCUCUCAGACCUCUCUGAGUUUCUCCGGCGUCGAGGGGACAUCGAGGCUGAAUAUACGCGCGCCCUCGACAAACUCACAGAGAGAUUCACCCAUAAGACUAAGAAGAAGGAGCAGUGGGGUCAGUCUGUGUGUCAGGUCUGGUCUGUUUUGCUGACUCAGACUCGUCUGGAGAGCCGGGAACAUGCAGCACUGGGUGACAUCUGCUGCAAUACACUCACACAGCGGUUGGCACACAGUACUGAGGAUACAAACCGUCUGCACAAACGGAGCAAAGAAGUUGGCAUCCAGAUGCAGGAUGAGUUGCUAAAGGUCACCACUGAACUGCAGACGGCUCUAAAGACAUAUAACCAGUACCACACAGACUGUCUGAUAGCUGAGGGGAAACUGAAGGAAGCUGAGCGGUUAGAGGAGAGACACACCGGCAAGUCAGCUGAGCUCGGCCCCGGCCAAUCAGGAGGACAGAGGCGGAGUUCUGUCAAAAAGAUGGAGAGAUUAAUGGAGAAAAGGCAUGGCAGAGUGCAGGAGACCCAGCUGAAGUGUACCAAGGCUCGUAAUGACUACCUGCUGAACCUAGCAGCAGCCAACGCAGCCAUGAACAAGUACUACCUGCAGGACAUCAGCACUCUCAUUGACUGCUGUGACCUGGGUUUCCAUCUGUCUGUGGAGAGGGUGAUGAGGUGCUAUCUGGCCAGUAGGUGGCACAUCCAGAAAACAGAGGAGACAGGGCUUAAGCAGCUGGAGGCUGCUGUGACAUCCCUGGACCAGGGUGGAGACAGAGAUGCAUUGCUACAGCAACACGACACCGCCUUCUGCCUUCCAUUCAGAUUCAACUACCAUCCUCAUGAGGGAGACCAGGUGUGUGAGGUGAGUGCGGAGAGCCAGGUGAGGUACGAGCUAGAGACCAGGUUUCAGCAGCUUCAGUCUCGACUCGCAGCUGUUACCUUGGAAGCAGAAGAGGUCAGUAAAACACUUAAAGCCACACUCACAGCCCUGCUGGACAGUAUGUGUGAAAGCGACUGUAACCCCUCCCCUGACGUGCCCAGCAGCCUAUCACAUGAGCCCCCUGGAGGAAACACCACCCCAAAACUUACACUUGCCAAGCGUCGAGCCAAUCAGCAGGAGACAGAGACCUACUAUUUUACUAAAGUGAAGGAGUUCCUAACCAGCAGUUCUCUGACCUUCAAACUUCAAGCCAAGCAUGACCUUCUACAAGAUGCCAUACAGAAAGCUGAGGCUGUUGACAGUGACCCUUCCAGAAUGCAAUGUGCUCGUUCAGUGCGUGUUUGGAAGUCCAGACCUGUUUCCCAAUUCUGCCACACACUCUUCACCACAGACAUACUCUCCUACAUACAGAGCUCUGGGCAGCAGAUUCCCGUUGUGGUUGAAAGCUGCAUCCGUUUCAUAAACCUUCACGGUCUCCACCAUGAAGGGAUAUUCAGAGUUCCUGGGUCACAAAGGGAGGUUAACCUCAUCAGACAUGCAUUUGAGAGAGGAGAUGAUCCUCUGUCAGACAGUGAGUGUGACCUGGACUCUGUGGCUGGUGUGUUGAAGCUUUACUUCAGGGGCCUUGAGCCUCCUCUCUUCCCUUACGACAGCUACUCUCAGCUGCUGGAGUGUGUCCAAAUCGAGGGGGUGACAGAGAAAGCUGCCCAGAUUAAAGCGAUUGUCUCCACCUUCCCACGGCCUCUCCUUGUCGUGAUGCGUUACCUUUUUGCUUUCCUCAAUCAUGUGUCUCAGUACAGUGAUGAGAACAUGAUGCAGCACUACAACCUGGCUGUUUGCUUCGGUCCAAGCCUACUGAGGGGGGUAGAUUCUGAUGAUGCUGUUGCUAAGCAGCCCCAGGUCAAUGAUCUUGUCAAAACCAUGAUCCUCCAACAUGACAUCAUCUUCCCCAGCCAAUCAGAACUUCCAGGCCCCGUCUAUGAGAAGCACAUGACUCUGGAGCAGGAGUACUGUGAACCAAUCACAGAAGAGGGAGAUGGAGAGACUGAGCAUCUGCCUAGUGAGGAUGAAUGGGAGGCAGUGGCUAUGUUCGACUACGUAGCAAGAUCUCCAGCAGAGCUGUCCUUCAAGCAGGGAGAGCUUCUUGUCCUUCACAGCAAGGCCUCUUGUGAUUGGUGGAGAGGCGAAGUGGGCGGGGUUAAAGGUCUCAUCCCUCACAAGUACAUCAGUGUGCUAGAAGGGUCAGAGCGAGGGAAAAGAGAGGAAGGGGGGGGGGGAGGCAGCACUGGAAACCUGACAGCAGAAGAUCCACAGAUGGAGAACACAACUCGCAUGCGGGUGAACAGUGACAGUGCUUCGUUGCCUGGGAGACAAAGAGGAAAUGAGGGGAGCCCCAAUCAAAAAGCGCCAACCUCCCCCGCAACACGACACCUGCCAGUGUCUCAGGAGCGAAGACACACUUUGGACACUGUGAGACAGGGUGGCUUCAGACCCACAGAAAGACCUCCAUUUGGUCAGGCAGACAGAACAGCAAUCGACAAGGAGACGAUCAACCGUCAGAUGAACUCGGUGUUCAAGGAGCUCCUGUCUCGCCAGCCUCCUGUGCAGCAGUCCACCCUCGCCACCCCUGCUGCCUCUGCGGCCCCUGCUCCCUCUUCCUCCUCUCUUCCUCAAACUGCCCCUGCUGCCAAGAAAGUAGGAUUCGGCCUCAGAGGACUGGCCCUUUUCAAACCGGUGGACUAAGAGAGAGGAGAGGAUGAUAUUGAUUUAUUGUUUGAUGAUUUGGUAGGUGGUUUGGUUUUUGACCCAUGUAUAAUAUUUGCAUCUCUGCCAUCUCAUAGUACCACUAGUUUUAGUGCCGUGUUACUGUAUGUCCAGUGAGUUUAUUUUCCAGCUGGUUUUGGUCUUUUUAUGUUCUGGUCUGUUUUUGUUCUUCAGGCUUUUAUAAAUUUUGAAGAAUCAGGGAUGUGACAUCUCCAGUGAUAUCACCAGAAUGACUUUUUAAUGUGGUUGUCAUGAUACUUAGAAUAACAACAAAAUACUUAAGAUGCCCCCUAGUGGGAAGUCUGAGAUCAGCUCAUCCUUGUGUUUGCUUUAUUUUUAAAAAGAAAACUGUUCUGGGGCCGUGCCUUCACAUCUUUUACUCUUCACAUUUAAUUCACGAUAGGUUUGAACUCUGAAUAUUAUGUUUACCAUAAUUUGAUCUAAGAAGGUGUUUAUAGAAGUGUUCAAUAUUAAAUAAGACAUUAUGAAAUGAAUAAACAGUGUAAAAUAUAUAAAUGAACCAACAUUUUGUGAAAUAUUGAAGAAAUUGUUCAAACUUAACUCAUUAUUUUGAAAUGUUAUUUCAUCAUUAAUUUUCAUAAUCACAAUUUUAUUGGAUUAUCAUACAUUAUAGACAUUUUUAUUUCAAAAUGCCUUUUUCAAAAGUCUGUAUUUAUUUCAUAAUGGCAUUUUUCCCAAUGACACUUUUAUUUCAUGUCAAGUUUUAUUUCAUAGUGUCACUUUUCAUAAAGACACAUUUUAUUUCUUAAUGUUACUUUUCAUGACAGUGGUGUUGUAGGUGUUGUCUGAGGUGACCAAAAGGCAAGAUUAACAUGGGCUAUUACACCUCUGUUUCACAAGGCAAAAGGCAAAUUGAAUUCCAGGCUUUCCUGGAUAAGACAGGUUACACUUCAGUGUUACCUGGGUUGCUAGUGUAAUGACAAAAGAGCAAAAGGUGGAAAGAGAUUGGUAAAGAGAUUGAGAUUCUAGAGCAAGUUGAGUUCCAAUUUGAGUUAGUUUCACUCACAUCUGUUAAUCAAUGUAAAAUAGUUUGUCUCAGCAUGUGUGCUAAAUGUCAUACAGAAAAGCAAGGACUUAGAAAACAGAAAAAACAAUAUUUGAAUAAAAUAAAACUAAAGAUAUUAGGCAGUACAUUUUCUUCUACACUAGCUAACUGGCUAACCUGCUAGGCCGGUUUGUGAGCUUGGAUUACUGCUCAGCAUUAAAGUGAAGAGUCCGUGUUAGCAGUUUUAGUUAGCUCCUGUUGGCUUGAGCGACAACAGAGAAAGUCUGCCUGUCUUUUUGUUCUUCACAGAGUUGUGUGUAUUUCUCUGAGGAACAUCUUUAGAUUCAAAAUGUGUCAGAAUUAACUCGUAAUUAACCAGCUAACGCUAGCUGCUGCUGUUAUCACCUAGCUAGUUAGCCAGCUAGGUAGGUAGCAUGUGCAGCCUUGUUAAGCUACCGGUAAGUAAUUAACAGGAGAUGUUUCUUGUAUGUACUGUGUUUAUUUUCAGUAGCAGCUAGAGAGUUGAUUCAGAAUUACUUUGACAGUGUUGUUGUUUUAGCUAUCAGGUGCUAACUGUCUGAUCUGGUAGCAGUUGUUGAGCUUGCUAUUUUAAGAGGCAGGGGACAUAUGAUUGGCUGAAAAGUGAGAGGGCAGUGACAGCACCACUGUCAUGAAAAGUGACAGUAUGAAAUAAAAAGUGACAUUACAAAACAGAAGGAUGAAAGUGUAAUUGGGGAAAAUGCCAUUAUGAAAGACAAAAAGACUUUUGAAAAAGGGCAUUUUGAAAUAGAAGUUGAUGAAAUAACAGUUCAGAAUAAUGAAUGAUUUCUUAAAUUAUUUCACAAAUGAUUGUUUGAUUUGUAUAUUUUACACAAUUUAUUCAUGUGAUUAUUUAUUUCACUAUUAUUUAUUUAAUAUUGAACAUUUUGCGGCUCCAUGGAUGUUAGCUGGGAAAAAUGUAAGCAGUGCAGCAAGCAGCGUUAGCACACGCACACACACACACACACAGAUGGAAAACACAUUCCCCUUCAUAUGUGAUACAUGGCCUGAUACACAGGCCAAAACUCAGGGCUUUUGCAGAGUUAGACAGGCUAACUCAGGUUUGGCUUCGAAAGAAUAAGUAAGAGUUUCUCACUCAGGGCUUUGGUUGACUUACUCUUCAAACUGUGCCCUAGCGUCAAGAGACAAAAUGGCCCCCAUAUAAGAGACGAUUCAGUGACUUCUUCUGGUUUAAACUGUGAAUGCAUCAGCGAUAUUUUGGAGCCACGAUCGAAACUCUUGUCUAAUUCAUCCACACAUAUUGCCCCCCCCAGCACCGUCCACAGGUCCCAUUCAAAUGUGUGUUUCAGGAUUUUUGCAGUGAGGUGUAAAUUACUUUGACUCCAAAAGCAUAUGAAAUGUUGUUAUAUAUGACAUCUCCCCUCUGUCGUGUUUCAGUAUUCGAAACAGAAGUAGAAUCCUUCUUUUGAUUGAUUCUACUUUUAUGAUUAAAAAACCCUUUUAUCACUGUUUGAUGAUGUCACUACAUUUACUGUGUCCAACUGUAUAUGUGGUAAAAAAAAUAAAAUAAAAUGAAUACAAUAAAGAUGAUAAAGUGAUAAGUGA